Pyrus x bretschneideri (Chinese white pear) is the source of this 735-nucleotide messenger RNA. RefSeq lists its product as uncharacterized. The transcript has a single exon. The record is from RefSeq and is a predicted model, not a curated record. The coding region runs from base 1 to 735 and encodes 244 amino acids. NCBI's taxonomy places the organism in Eukaryota, Viridiplantae, Streptophyta, Magnoliopsida, Rosales, Rosaceae.
AUGACGAGUCGGAGAAGACAACAAGGUCAAGGUACAUACAGUCUUUAUUCUCAACAGCAGCGUCAUCAUCCCUGGACUAACGAUCGCAGUCGGCGUCAUGACAAUUCAUUUACAAGUGUGCCUUACUGGGAAAAGAAAUUCUGCAUGACCAUCGGCUUGAUUCCGUGGGGAAAACUCGUGGAAACGAAAAAGUGCAUGUCUCUGCACAAGAACAUCGUUGAGUGGAAUGACUCGGCUGGCGAAGAGGCAUUCAAGAAGGCGAAAAGCCGGUUUUGGGCUCAGAUGAACGGCCUAAUUCCCAGUUCUGACCUAUCUUUGCCGGAUCCCAACGCGUAUAUUGAUGAUAUAGAUUGGCAGUCGUCAACCGAAAAUAUUGAUCCUCAACUGAUUUUGGACUUAGAAAAGAGCAAGGAACAUAAACCCGACAAUGAUCAUGGUGAUGCCGAAACCCUAGAUCAUGAUCGUGAGUUUGUUAUUAUCGGCCUUCAUCCUGUCAAUAUAAAUCAGACGACAUUGCCGUGCAGCGGAUGGGGUAAGGAGUUUGAAGAAGAGGAUUUGAAAAAUAAUGAAAAUAAUAAUAUUCCUGAAAAUCCAUGGGAACCUGUUUGGGUUCGUCAGAGGGAAGCUGCAGCCAUGGGACGAGGAUGGAACAACACAACCAGCUGGGAACAGUGGGAAAAAAAUAACUAUAAUUACAACUCAAGAUAUAAGAAGUCAAGAUUUCAUGGUGGUUAA